UCAUAGAAUGUGUAAACAAAAAGAUGAUAUAAUGAUGAUAUAUGAUAAGGCCUCAUUCACAUAAGAAUGAGUAAACGAGUAAUUGACUUUCAGGUUUAACAUGAGCUCAGUUUUGUUGCCAUGCAAUGCCAUGCAAAGUUCCAUGUUGUGCUGUGUGUGAAAAUGGGCGGUAAUGGAAAAAGAGAACGUAUUUAAAUCACCUUAAAUAUCUCACUGAAACUAUAUUUCAUCAGUCCAGCAGAAAACAAAAACUGCUAACCAUGUCUAUAGCUCUGUCUUCUCAGAGUGAGAUGUCCCGGAACAAAAUUGAACCUGCAGCAAAUGAAGAGAGUGACACAAAAGUCAUACUCCAGUCAGAUGGUGAUCAAUCCAGAAGCUCUGGGUUCUGUGGAUACCUCCUUACCUUCUUCUCCUUUCUCCUUGUCUUUCUUACUUUUCCUGUCUCAGUCUGGUUUUGUAUGAAGAUUGUCCAGGAAUAUGAAAGAGCAGUUAUUUUCCGAUUGGGACGAAUCCUAGGCGGUGCUAAAGGACCUGGUUUGUUCUGGAUUAUUCCAUGUAUGGACACAUUUAGGAAGGUUGAUUUAAGAACAGUGUCUUUUGACAUCCCUCCACAAGAGGUGCUGACCAAAGACUCAGUGACUAUUAUGGUGGAUGCAGUGGUCUACUAUCGUGUCUUUAACCCCACUGUCUCUAUUACCAAAGUGGAGAAUGCUAAUUAUGCCACACAGAUGCUUGCACAGACUACAUUACGAAACAUGCUGGGAACUAAGAGUCUGGCAGACAUCUUAAAAGACCGUGAGGAGAUGUCUGAACAGAUGGAGUCUGUGCUGUAUGCUGCAUCCAAGAACUGGGGUAUCAAAGUGGAACGCGUCGAGCUUAAAGACGUCAAACUGCCCACCACUUUGCAGAGAGCCAUGGCAGCUGAGGCCGAGGCCACCAGAGACGCCAGAGCCAAGGUGAUCGCAGCAGAGGGAGAAAUGAAAGCUUCUCGUGCUCUGAAGGAGGCAGCAGACGUGAUGUCCGAGUCUCCGUCUGCGCUUCAGCUGCGCUAUAUGCAGACGCUGACUGAGAUUGCCUCGGAAAGGAACUCAACUAUUGUCUUUCCUCUUCCUAUUGACUUCAUCUGUAAUUUCAUGAAAAGGUGAAGACAGUGAUUGUGACAACUUCACCGAUCUGGAUUUCCAUGAGUCUUUCAUGGGGACCUAUCUGUACGUGCGCCUGCUGCUCUACACCCGUG
Onychostoma macrolepis is the source of this 1237-nucleotide messenger RNA. RefSeq lists its product as uncharacterized. The record is from RefSeq and is a predicted model, not a curated record. Bases 261 to 1145 code for a protein of 294 amino acids. The transcript has 8 exons. NCBI's taxonomy places the organism in Eukaryota, Metazoa, Chordata, Actinopteri, Cypriniformes, Cyprinidae. Gene Ontology annotation, cellular component: plasma membrane.